AUGCUAAAGAUUAUUAAAAGAAAUACUAAACAGGGACAGGGAGAUGAGGGUAAAAGCACUACUAGCCUAGACGACCCAGAGGAUGAAUUGGAAGACUUGGGAGGAACCUUGCCUUUAGCUUCAGAACACAGAUCAAUUAGUCGUUCGGUCUCGUUUGGUGAAUCGGUUUUGCGGCGCCAGAAAAAAGCCGCUGUAAUUCGUCAUCUUCUAUUUAUUUUUGCAUUAUUUGUGAUUUGGUGCGUAUACUCUAUAUGUCUAAUAACUAAUCGUGAGAAUAUCCAAAAUAGUCGAAUGUUAACUAUAGCACUGAAUGAAGUUCAAAAUUACCGGCUGGGUGUCACACGCGUACGCAAAAUUAUUGGUAUAAAUUUACUUGGGCCAUUUCAGCCUGAACAAGAUUUAUCAACGCUGCCAUCAAAGAAUGACCCUCAUCUAUGGAUGCAAGUAAUGUUAAAAGUUACUGGAAAGGUUACUAAAAUUUCCGAUCCAUGGGGUGUUGUUAUCAGAAAUCCAGGCAAACUGGAAUAUGUGAAAUCUACUUAUCAAGAGAAAGACAUUCAUUUAACGGAAGAUCUGUCAACGCUAUUACAAAGUGUGGAUGAAGAUCACGGAGUCUUUCUAAACAUGCAAACGAAUAUUGACAAACAUUUGGCUUUUAAAAUGUGGAUCGAUGAAUCACCUGUUGAUCAGAAAUUGGGCAUAGUUUUUGGCGGAGUGGUACUAAUUUUUCUUUAUAUCAUGAUUAUAUGGGAAUGCGUGAAUCGAACGUUUGCCUCAAUGAUAGCAUCGACCCUGGCUAUUGGAGUGUUAGCGGGCAUGGAUUCUAGGCCAGCGAUGGAUGAAAUUAUAAAAUGGAUCGAUUUAGAGACGUUGAUGCUGCUCUUUGGCAUGAUGGUUUUAGUCGCUAUUCUUUCAGAAUCCGGUGUGUUUGACUAUUUGGCUGUGUUCGCUUACCAGAUUGCCAAAGGUAAUCUAUGGAUUUUAAUUUAUGUUUUGUGCCUCUUCACAUCAGUGCUCUCGGCUUUUCUUGAUAACGUUACUAUGAUGCUGCUUGUUACUCCAGUGACUAUACGUUUAUGUGAAGUAACUAAUUUAAAUCCCGUACCAGUAUUGAUGGCCAUGAUAGUCUAUUCCAAUAUUGGUGCUGCCCUUACACCCGUUGGUGAUCCGCCUAAUAUUAUUAUUAUGACCAAUCAUUAUAUAAUUCAUGAUGGUGCGGCUAAUUUUGGGACUUUUAUUCUUCAUAUGUUGCCGGGUGUUAUAGUUGGGAUGCUCACCACAUUUGGCCACUUGCGCUUGAGAUAUCGCACUAUCAAGGAUUUCAUGAAUAAAGAAUCGGCCGAUAUAGAAGCUAUACGUCAUCAAAUACUAGUAUGGGAAAGAGCGGUUCAACAUGUUUCGCCAACCACCAUGGAUGAAGAAAUAGUGCAAAACACCUUAUUAAGAAAAGUCGAAGCUUUAAAAGCAAAACUCGAAGAAAUGCAAGCAAGUAAUCCAACCCACGUUGCCACCUAUGAAGAAACACUAGCUCAAAUGAAAGCUAGCUAUCCUAUACGUAAUAAGGUUUUACUUAUUAAGGCAACAGUAGCUUUCACGUUUGUGCUGUGCUUAUUCUUCUUGCACACGAUACCAGGCAUAAAACAUCUCUCGCUUGGCUGGAGUGCUUUGCUAGCCGCUUUGCUUUUAUUGAUUAUAGCCGACGAUCAGGAUAUGGACUCAGUUCUAAGCCGUGUAGAAUGGUCUACUUUACUGUUUUUUGCUUGUCUGUUUAUUAUGAUGGAAGCCCUCACAAAACUGGGUCUAAUCGGCGCCAUCGGCCAAAGUGUGGUGAACAUAAUUUUAUAUGUCCAUCCCCAGUAUCGUUUAUUGCUAGCCAUACUAAUAGUACUCUGGGUAACUGGCAUUGCUUCAGCCUUCCUGGACAAUAUACCAGUCACCACAAUGAUGGUUCGUAUUGUCAUAAAUUUAUCUCAGAAUGAAGAACUUGGAUUGCCUUUAACCCCUUUAGUGUGGGCUUUGGCGUUUGGUGCUUGUUUUGGUGGUAACGGCACUUUAAUUGGCGCUUCUGCCAAUGUGGUAGCUUCAGGUGUAUCUGAACAGCAUGGAUAUCGCUUUUCAUUUGUGCAAUUUUUCAUAUUCGCUUUUCCCAUAACCAUCAAUACCUUAGUUGUGGCCACUAUAUACUUGUUGAUAUCUCAUUGUGCGUUUACAUGGCAUUGA
Molecule: messenger RNA, 2220 nt
Organism: Glossina fuscipes
Lineage: Eukaryota; Metazoa; Arthropoda; Insecta; Diptera; Glossinidae
Product: P protein-like
Exons: 1
Coding region: 1-2220 (739 amino acids)
Biological process (GO): transmembrane transport
Cellular component (GO): membrane
Source: RefSeq, a predicted model, not a curated record